This is a messenger RNA of Porites evermanni, 1735 nucleotides long. Lineage: Eukaryota; Metazoa; Cnidaria; Anthozoa; Scleractinia; Poritidae. The record is from the annotation of a GenBank genome assembly.
AUGGGAAUAUCUGAACAUUAUUUGCGUGUACAUGCCUUUAAGUAUAGCCAUACUAAGGAGCAAACAACUUUUAUUUCUGAAACUAUAGGAGAAUACAAAGUGACCUUGCUGAUAUACAGUGGUCUUCCUGAUCCUGUUUGGACGAUUGGUUCUCAAAAUGAGAAGUUUCAGCAAAUAAAAGAGCUUCUGGACAACGCAAGAGCCAAAGGCAACAUCUUCGGUUACAAAAAUAUUCCUCCUCUUCUUGGGUUCAGAGGUUUCUUAGUACAACAAUCAGGAGCACAUGGAGAAGAACUGAUUUUAGGUAAAGAGACAGGUGACCUGCAAAAGCUGCUGCUUGAUACAAUGCCAGAAGAGUCGAUAAAUGACAACUUGCGCCUGAAAAUUUUGCAGGCCAUUGAUUUAGGAGCUGUCUCGCCUAAAGAGCCUGAUGCGACCCAAGAUUCUUUGGCUCCAGUUAGUUCCCAAGUUCCCAGCAAAGAAGACAAAGGCGGUGUUGGGGUGAUACAACACUAUGCACCUAAAUAUAACCCGGAUAGGUGGAACAAGAUCCAAGUGAUCCUCCAAAAUAACAACUGCUACAACUACGCAAACCAAAAAAUCACCAACAGCUUCGCUCAGCCUGGAUAUGCCAGCGGCUAUAAGCCGUUCCCCUAUCCCAUGACUCCAGGAGACGUGAUUAAGGCCUGCGAAAGUGACGGCUUAGUAACGAUGGAUGUGGAUCCAAGUGCUCCUUGCCCCAAAGCACCACCACAACCAAACUGCUUAAUAGCCCUUUUUGUUGCUGAAAGUAAGAAAAUUAUCACUUUUUGAUUCUCCACUGGGGCGGGGCUGAGGCUGAGUGCGAGUGAGUGAGAUUGACCAUAAAGAAUCACUUUUGUCUCCUCCUCAACUCCCUAUACUUCCAUGACACGGUAGAAACCCGUGAGAACAAUUUGCAUUUUCCCAAGUUCUUACAUAGGUGGUAAUAAUACUAAUUUAGGCUAUUUGGGUUCUUACUUGCUGAAGAAAAAAAAAACAUAUUUUAGCUGAGAGAAAUUAGGGGAAUUCAGAUUGUGUUGAAAAUUGUAUUACUGUAUCAAUGACAAUUUUAUUUGAUUUUCAAAAUUGGCAUUUACAUUACAGUCGAAGUGAUAAGAGUUUAGAAAAUAAGAACCUGUUUCAAAUUUUAGGCUGAAGAAGUUUUUGUAUAGAGAGGGCCUAACUGGCCAACUGUGUACCGUUAUCAGUUUCGAAGCUUCUUGUACUAAUUUCGUCUUCAAAAAAAUGAAUGGAAACCUCACACUAUCAUGGACUGUAAGCUAAUUAACGAGCACUUUCGUAAUUUCGAAUGGUGGGUGUUAACCACGCUGAUAAUACAUUAAUUUGCUUCGAAAGGCGCUAACUAGUGCGGCCUCUUGUAAUCAGUGGUAUUGAGUUUUGUGCAAUUAUCGACAGCAAUUAAUAGCGAAAAGUAUACUAUACUUAUGAAGCAAAAAGUCUAAACAAAUCUUUUUGGUACUUUAUUUCUUUAUUUUUAGACGUGGAUUACCAUUGUUAUCGCUUGGAUGACACUAAUCCCCCAGGGGAAUGGUCUCAGAAACUUGGAGGAACACCUGUCACUAACCUUGACGGAAACGGUAACAAGAUCACUGACCCAAGGAAAGCUGUCAAUCUGCCGUAUGGUCCCGAUUACACGUUUGCUACUUUCAUGAAGAUCUUUACAAAUAUUAUUGAUGGACCGACUAGCCCAUAA